Ochotona curzoniae (black-lipped pika) is the source of this 1378-nucleotide messenger RNA. It is a transcript of the gene KCNIP4, whose product is annotated as potassium voltage-gated channel interacting protein 4. The transcript is spliced from 8 exons. The record is from RefSeq and is a predicted model, not a curated record. Bases 276 to 953 code for a protein of 225 amino acids. Gene Ontology annotation, cellular component: voltage-gated potassium channel complex. Gene Ontology annotation, biological process: regulation of potassium ion transmembrane transport. Lineage: Eukaryota; Metazoa; Chordata; Mammalia; Lagomorpha; Ochotonidae. Gene Ontology annotation, molecular function: potassium channel regulator activity; calcium ion binding.
AGAACUUACUGACCAUCCUGAGCUGCAGCGCUUCCUCCUCACCCUCUUACUGUGGUAGCUCGGAUCUGGCUUCUUGUGCUUUUAAAAGGCGUUUCCGAUUCACGCACCAGCAGCUAAUUCCACAAGAGUUGUAAAGCAGCCUUUGACAUAAACUGAGACAGAAGUUUCCCCUAAGAGACAGAGUCUUCCUGUUGUUUGUUUUUUUCUUGCUAUUUUUUUUUUUUUAAUUGGCAAAGACUCCUGGCUCUCCUCAGAGGAAUAUCUUGUUGCUCAGCAUGAGUGGCUGUAGGAAACGGUGCAAACGUGAAAUAUUGAAGUUUGCCCAGUACCUUCUCAGACUAUUAACAGGUUCUCUUCAUACAGACAGCGUGGAAGAUGAGCUGGAGAUGGCCACCGUCAGGCAUCGGCCUGAGGCCCUGGAGCUUCUGGAAGCCCAGAGCAAAUUUACCAAGAAAGAGCUUCAGAUUCUCUACAGAGGAUUUAAGAAUGAAUGUCCCAGCGGUGUUGUUAAUGAAGAAACCUUCAAAGAGAUUUACUCACAGUUCUUUCCACAGGGAGACUCUACAACAUAUGCACAUUUUCUGUUCAAUGCAUUUGACACGGACCACAAUGGAGCUGUGAGUUUUGAGGAUUUCAUCAAAGGUCUUUCCAUUUUGCUCCGGGGGACAGUGCAAGAAAAACUCAACUGGGCUUUUAACCUGUAUGACAUAAACAAAGACGGCUAUAUCACUAAAGAAGAAAUGCUUGAUAUAAUGAAAGCAAUAUAUGACAUGAUGGGCAAAUGCACAUAUCCUGUCCUCAAAGAAGAUGCCCCCAGACAACACGUCGAGACAUUUUUCCAGAAAAUGGACAAAAAUAAGGAUGGGGUUGUUACCAUUGAUGAGUUCAUUGAAAGUUGCCAAAAAGAUGAAAACAUAAUGCGCUCCAUGCAGCUCUUUGAAAAUGUGAUUUAAUUUCCAAUAGAUCCUCACUGGAACAGACAAAUGUGAACUGUCCCACCACACGAAGCUGGAGCUACCACUUCUAGCAUAGAUUGCUCAGCUUUUCACUGAAGCGUAUUAUGCAAACAAGCUUUGUUUUAAGAUAAAGCAGUCCCCAAAAGAUUUGCAUCAUUUUCAUACUGUCACUGAGUUCAUGGGAUGUUGUAACUCAUUUUAGACUCUGUGAAUAUUCAAAUUAUAGAAGCUGGCAUAGAGCUUGAUUCUUUAGCCAUGGGAUUACUAAGGCUUUCACGUAUCCGUGAUUUUAAAUUGUCCGUGUUUUUUUUGCCAUUCAUUUGUAUGUAUGGUCCUAGGAUUUUAAACGGUUUUCUAAAAUAUUGACAUCUGCAAUUUAAUUUCCAAAAUUAUUUUCAUGGCUGUAUGGUAUAAUUCCAUUU